AUGAACGUGAGACCCUACUAUAACCGCUACAAUGCAUUCAGGAUGCACCAUCCAGAAAUAUGGUUCUUGAAACUUGAGGCUCGUUUUUAUCUUCAAGGCAUAACUUCGCAACUGGACAAGUAUUAUUUUGCUUUGUCAGAACUACCUGAAAAUAAAGCGUUUGAAGUCAUUGAUCUGCUCAAAGCCGUUCCAGAAGAGAACCCAUAUGACCAAUUGAAACACGGAGUUAUCACACGACUGACCGAAAUUCGCAGAGCGCGCAUUCGACACGAAUUGUCUUAUUAUCGAUUAGCCGACCUGCCGCCGUCAGAACUUUUAAUGAGGAUGCGAGAGGUGGCCGAGGACUUGCUCGAUGAAGGAGAACUGUGCCAGACGUGGAUAAAGCGACUACCAGGGAAGACAAGGCACAUCCUCGGGGUGAUUGGUCAGGACACGCCUCUCGACAAACUGGCGGAUUUGGCUGAUCUUGUGCACGAGGAAUCUGAAGCACCAGCAGCACCAGCACCUGAACAUCAGAUCUCGCAAUUGCGAGUAGCUAAAGCGAAAAGGGCCAUCGAUAUGGUCUUAGAUGAAAUAAGAAGAACAAUGGAUAAAUUGAACACGCUCUUGGAACAGCCACCUUCUGACAGGUCACAAUUAAAGUAA
Mesocestoides corti is the source of this 645-nucleotide messenger RNA. Lineage: Eukaryota; Metazoa; Platyhelminthes; Cestoda; Cyclophyllidea; Mesocestoididae. The record is from the annotation of a GenBank genome assembly.